AAUUUGCUAAGCUAUGCAAAGAACUGUAAUAAGGGGAUUCCAAAAUUACCUCCACACGACAAAACACCCCAAUGCCCUCUCAAUAAAUCAUAUUAUUAGCCCAAGUAUUUGCAUUGAUAACCACAGUGCUAACAAUCAGGAUACAAAUACUGAAUCAUGGAACAAUCUCAUUUCAAUUCUUUUCCAAUGUGACUCCAACACUGAUUUUGCCAUUUAUGAAGCCUCUAAAAUGCUCCAAUCUGGAUUUAAACCAGAUGGCUAUGGCCUCACACACCUGCUUCGAGCCUCAACUCAUCUGGGUUUGGACUCUUAUUGCCAACAACUUCACAGCUACAUUAUAAAAUCUGGGUUCGUCUCCCAUGUUUAUGUCUCUACCGCUUUGAUAGGAUUUUUUCGGAAAAUAUACUCAUUGAGUGAUGCUCACAGACUGUUUGUUGAAAUUCCUCAACCAGGUGUUGUUUCUUGGAAUUCUCUAAUUUCUGGGUAUGUGCAAUCCGGCCAAUAUCGUGAGGCGCUGAGUUUGUUUCUUGAACUUGAUAGGGAUACUGAAAUUUCCGCCGAUGCGUACUCGUUCACUGCGGCUUUAGCUGCUUGUGGCCAACUGAGGUUGUCGCUACUGGGGGCGUUGAUUCACUCAAAGAUUGUUAAAUGUGGCUUGGAAAAUGAUGUUGUUCUUGCGAAUUGCUUGAUUGAUAUGUAUGGAAAAUGUGGGUCUGUUGAAGAUGCAAUCCGGGUUUUUGAGGAGAUGAUUGAUAGGGACAUUAUUUCUUGGAAUUCAGUCAUAGCAGCAUGCGCUAGAAAUGGAAACCUUGAACAAGCCUUUGGUUUUUUCUAUCGGCUUCCUAAUCCUGAUACAAUCUCGUAUAAUGAAUUGAUAAAUGGCAUCGCUCAGUUUGGUGAUAUAGAAGAGGCUAUUAGCAUUUUGUUGAAUAUGCCGGACCCAAAUUCAUCUUCAUGGAAUUCGAUUUUGACAGGAUAUGUUAACAUAAAUCGAAUUCAUGACGCUCUAGAUAUUUUCAGUAAAAUGCAAGUAAAGAAUAUUCAAAUGGAUGACUAUACAUUUUCAAUUGUUCUGAGUGGUAUUGCUGGUGUCUCAGGUUUAACAUGGGGAAUGUUGAUCCAUUGCUCCAUCGUAAAGCAAGGUUUGGAUACUUCAGUAGUUGUAGUGAGUGCUCUAAUUGAUAUGUACUCCAAAUGUGGGCAGGUGAAGAAUGCUGAAUCAAUAUUCAGAUUGCUACCUAAAAAGAAUUUGGUAACUUGGAAUGCAAUGAUCACUGGCUAUGCUCACAAUGGUGAUGCGGCCAAGGUGAUCCAACUUUUUGAGCAAUUGAAAUUGUUACGGGAUUUAAGACCUGAUUGUGUCACAUUUCUAAAUGUAUUAGCUGCAUGUUCACAUAAUGAUAUUCCAUUGCAUAAGGCAAAUCAGUACUUCGAAUCAAUGAUUAGGGAUUACGGUAUUGAACCAACAGUUGAGCACUGUUGUUCCAUGGUUCGGCUCAUGGGGCAGAGAGGAGAGGUUGUGAAGGCAGGGAGAAUGAUAUAUGAACUGGGUUUUGGGUCAUAUGGCGUGGUUUGGAGAGCUUUACUAGGUGCUUGUGGAGCUUGUAAGGAUUUAAAGGUUGCAAAGUUUUCAGCUGCAAAGGUGAUUGUAUUGGAGGGUCACAAUGAUUAUGCUUAUGUUAUGAUGUCUAACAUAUUUGCAUGCCAUGGCAGAUGGAGAGAAGUGAGUAGAUUGAGAAAGUUUAUGCAGGACAGAGGGCUGAGAAAAGAAGCUGGUUGUAGCUGGAUAAUGUUUCUCCAUAUUCAUCAAUGGUAGGAUGAAUGUUGCAAACUUGGCAUACAAGGUAUGAGCCAAGAACCACAGUAAACGAUCUGAAACGAAAACACCCUGGUUAUCGUAUAUUGUUGAAACCAUCAUGUGCAAUUUCUAAAUCAGUGUAGUGAAAGUUAAGAGACCUGUUUGAUAGAACUCACGAAUGGCUCCAGUGCUUGGCACCUGUUCGACUGAAUCAAAGGUGAAUUUUGCAAAGCUGAAAGUUGGCUGUAGCAAAUAAAAUUUCUUUGGAAAGGUACAAUUCGCUCUUAGUAAACUUUGUGGGGGCAAAUAGAAACUACAAAAUCAAGAGCACAGAACUCAUGGCAUUCAUCGACUUGGCCAAUGGCAAUUGAGGCUGGCUGGCUUGAAGUAGCACACUUGAAAAGAUGACUACAUGAAUAUAUAGCAAGUUCAUAUUGCAAUGUAUACUAGAGGUGACAAUGGUUUUUUAUUGAAAAAUAGAGAUUUU
Messenger RNA from Pistacia vera, 2285 nucleotides. RefSeq names its product putative pentatricopeptide repeat-containing protein At5g47460. Gene Ontology annotation, molecular function: protein binding; RNA binding. The record is from RefSeq and is a predicted model, not a curated record. Gene Ontology annotation, biological process: RNA modification. NCBI's taxonomy places the organism in Eukaryota, Viridiplantae, Streptophyta, Magnoliopsida, Sapindales, Anacardiaceae. Bases 14 to 1816 code for a protein of 600 amino acids. The transcript has a single exon.